Molecule: messenger RNA, 872 nt
Organism: Gadus chalcogrammus (walleye pollock)
Lineage: Eukaryota; Metazoa; Chordata; Actinopteri; Gadiformes; Gadidae
Product: protein rapunzel-like
Exons: 1
Coding region: 69-860 (263 amino acids)
Source: RefSeq, a predicted model, not a curated record
ACACACCUACAACUACCCACUUUUCAGUAAGUUAUUCUUCCUGAUAAACAGGUAAUACAAAGGGUUUCAUGUGUCACUCUGUUAUAAAACCAACGGUUUCCGUGAUCCUUCUACAGUCUCCACCCCACAUUUCUAGAUCUCAAACUACAGAGCAGCUGAGCGGCCGUGAAGCAGGAGCCAUGGCAGACAUUCAGAAGACAGUGGUCAAGGUGCUGAUCUGUGUGGAGAAGGUCACGUCCUUCGCCUCCUCCUUCGUCCCCAUCUGCGGCAUGAUCUCCCCCCUGGUGAGGCUGCUGCGCAAGGGCCUCCAGGGGGACGAGGCCCACGCCCUGGAAAAGGACUUCCAGGCACUGCACUGCAAGAUUGGGAGCAUCUCGGCCAAGAACCGGCAGUGCCUGCCGCAGAUCCGGAUGGACGAGGUCAACGAAACCUACGGCAAGCACGAGGAGUUCAUCAAGUACCAGUACAAGGCCUUCGGCAACAUGGUGACCGGGGUGAAGAAGAACCCGGACGCCGCCGACCAACACAUGAGCACCUUCAAGGGGAUCUACAAGGAUUUCAAGGCGGACCUGGGCCUGGACAUCUACUACCGUGGUGUGAUGGGGGAAGGCUCCGUGUUCGGCCAGCCCCUCCUGCUGGUGUACUUGGAGCACUGCGGACGCGACCGCACCGUGAUGGAGCAACGCUGCUCCCACCUGCGCCUCCUCUUCCACAUGGGCCUCAUCGCGCUCAUGGCCUACACGGCGGUGACGGAGGACGACGAGGAGGAGGUGGCCCAGAAGUGGCAAAAGAGGAUGGAGGAGAUCCAGAGCAAGAUGGAGGAGGUUCUGAGUCAAUGCAAGGAGGCGAGCCCGCCCUAGGUUCUGGGAGGG